CGGCCAAUCGAGCGCGGAGGGCGGGCCGGCGGGCUCAACCUGUGGGCCCGAGCUCCGUCCGCGCUGCUGUGCGCGAAGCUGGGUCUGUCCCAGGGCUCCGGCGGCCGUUCUCGCGUCGGGAUCCUGGUCGUCAUGGGGACAAAGGCGAAAGUCGGGAGGGAACAGUCGCUUCUCUUCACGUCGGUGAUCCUGUGCUCGCUGGCGCUGGGCAGCGGUACCGUGUUCACUCCGGAACCCGAAGUCCGAGUUGCUGAGAAUAAACCCGCCAAGCUGUCCUGCUCCUACUCUGGCUUCUCCUCUCCACGAGUGGAGUGGAAGUUUGCCCAAGGCGACACCACCAGCCUCGUUUGCUACAACAACAAGAUUACAGCUUCCUACGAGGACCGAGUGACCUUCUCACACAGUGGUAUCACCUUCCAUUCUGUGACCCGGAAAGACACGGGGACAUAUACGUGCAUGGUCUCUGACGAAGGUGGCAACACCUACGGGGAGGCCAGCGUCCAGCUACUUGUGCUCGUGCCGCCGUCCAAACCUACAGUCAGCAUUCCCUCAUCCGCCACCAUUGGGAGCCGGGCGGUGCUGACCUGCUCCGAGCAAGACGGCUCCCCACCCUCCGAGUACUACUGGUUCAGGGACGGGGUCCUGAUGCCAACGGAGCCCAAGAGCAGCCGUGCCUUCAGCAACUCCUCCUACACCCUGAACCACAAGACAGGGGAGCUGGUCUUUGACCCGGUGUCAGGCUCUGACACUGGAGAAUACACGUGUCAGGCUCAGAAUGGGUACGGGACACCCGUGAGGUCAGACCCCUUGCGCAUGGAAGCUGCGGAGCUGAAUGUGGGGGGCAUCGUGGCUGCCGUCCUUGUAACCCUCAUUCUCCUUGGAGUCUUGAUUUUCGGCAUCUGGUUUGCCUAUAGCCGAGGCUACUUUGACAGAAUGAAGAAAGGGACUGCAAAUAAAAAGGUGAUAUACAGCCAGGCCACUGCUCGAAGUGAAGGGGAGUUCCGACAGACCUCUUCAUUCCUGGUGUGACGUUGGUUCUCUGCGUUUGCCUCACUCAGGUGCUACCAGACUCUGGCCCCUGAUGUCUGUCUGUAGCUUCACAGGAUGCCUUAUUUGUUUUCUAGCCCCCCACAGGGGGCCCCACUUUUAUCUUAGUUCGGAUGUGUUUUUUAAUAACGUCAGCUCUGUGCCCCGUCCUUUUUCAUCCCUCCCUUCCUUUCCCACCACCACUGAGUGUCCUGGGACUCUGUAAAGCUUUCGUUCCGGUCCCUCCGAGGGAUCGAGCAGGAGUGCUGAGUGCUGCCUGCUCCCUCCCAAGCAGACGGCAGACGGCAGGAGCAGCAGGGCACUCACCCCCGGGUACAGCCACCAUCGUACAGGCCUGGAGCCCAAUUCCUCAGCUGUUUCCUCCCACGCUGCUCUGAUAACCGCCAUCAGCCAUUGUCAAGUGGGGACUGGGGACCACAGCAGCUGAAAAGGUCCCUCCCACCUCUGCUUUCCCACAGGAAAUGCCACACACAGACUGACACCAACUGUGUCAGUGGGGAAAACUGGUGCUUUUGUUGUGGAGAGCAUAGUCAGCUUUCAGGGGACAAGAAGCAGAAGUUUUUAACCACUGAUUUAAAGAAAUGGAAGCUGGAGCUGGUGGCUCGAGCCAUCAUCCUUCCUUUGGCCGAACAGCUGGAUGGACCCUCUGACGCUGUGUCUCCUAGGCUGUGGGGACGUGUGUCGUAGUGUCUGCUGAGGGCAUGUGCUCCUGGUUCUGUGCGGACCUGGGUGUGUGCUGGAGGGCUGCUCAGCUCGUGGUGGGUUGGUGUUUAUGUGAGUUUGUGUGCAGCUGGAUGUUGCUGGAAAUAAGAACCUUGUUUGUGGAAGCUUCUUGCUGUGAGUUGGGCAGUGAGGCUCUUGGUCUCCUUUGUACAAACAAGAAAAUGCCAGAAGCCCUGCUUUCCAGCAACCUGGGCUGGUCCCACCCCUUCCUGUCCCGCCCCUUCCUGCUUCCUGUCUCAGGGUGGAGCUCCAAACACUGGACCCGGUGCCAGCGCUCCCUGUGCCUGGCCUCCCCUGCUGGAGGAUGGCACCCUAUGCUGGAGGAGGCUGAGCCCUGAGAGGGGAGAAAGCCCGCCGUCUGCCUCUGCCCACCAGGUGCCUUCACCCAGCCCCUGGGGCUGCAGGAGAAAGUGCUGGAGCCUGCGGCAGGAGUGCGUCUCAGACCAUUUGGAGACUCCAUCUUUAGCAGUCCCUGCGACUUUCUGUGGUGGGGUGGGUGUUUGAGGAAAAGAUCCUUGGUGACCGGGUGUGAGUCCGGCUGUGGGUGAGCGAGCGCAGGAGGGAGCAGGCCUGCGUGUCCUCGUCUUCCUGUCAGUCCCUUCUGUGCCCUUAAAUUACUGUUUCCCCACCUACCACCGUCCCCCAGUCUAUUGAUUAACUAGCAAGAGCACAAAUAAGGAGUUUUCUAGGGUCAUUUUGAUUAUUUCUGUGGAGGAUACUAAGUACCGCUUUGCUGUACUCCGCUGCCUGAUCUGGAAAUCCCAACAGAGUUUGAGUUUUGUAGCAAGGACCCAAAAGGAAAAACAGGACCAAUCAAACCAUCAGGUCAGGGUCACAGGCGAACAAAAAAAAUUUUCCAGGUGGAAGUAAAAUCAAAUUAGACAAUAAAAGCAGAGAUGAUGGAAUGAUUCAGUAAGCAUGAGAAUUGUGAAGUAUGUUUCAGUUCUGUAUCCUGUUGGGAGGUGUGAGGAGAGGCCCAGGUGGCUCACUGCCCUGUAAGUCUCCUCACACCCUAGGCCACUUGUGAGGAGGAGGCAGUUGGUACCAGCCUUGGUAUUCACCUCUGCAGCUUGCAGCCGCCCCUUUGGGUUGGAAAACACCUUGUCUGCUUUCAUUGUAUGAUGUCAAAACUGAUUUUUGUAAUAAAUGUUUAUUUUUCACAUUGA
Molecule: messenger RNA, 2936 nt
Organism: Rhinolophus ferrumequinum (greater horseshoe bat)
Lineage: Eukaryota; Metazoa; Chordata; Mammalia; Chiroptera; Rhinolophidae
Gene: F11R
Product: F11 receptor
Exons: 10
Coding region: 133-1029 (298 amino acids)
Biological process (GO): cell adhesion; intestinal absorption; establishment of endothelial intestinal barrier
Cellular component (GO): bicellular tight junction
Source: RefSeq, a predicted model, not a curated record